This is a messenger RNA of Ornithodoros turicata, 1390 nucleotides long. RefSeq lists its product as uncharacterized. The transcript is spliced from 3 exons. The coding region runs from base 1 to 1182 and encodes 393 amino acids. The record is from RefSeq and is a predicted model, not a curated record. Gene Ontology annotation, molecular function: chitin binding. Gene Ontology annotation, cellular component: extracellular region. NCBI's taxonomy places the organism in Eukaryota, Metazoa, Arthropoda, Arachnida, Ixodida, Argasidae.
AUGCAGUGCCUGGAUGAAUCGUCGGCUAGUAGAGGAAACAGGAAACCCGACCACCGCUGGAAUACCCCAUCAUUUGCAGGUCCUCAAAAAACAUCAUUCCGUUGCAGAGACCAGCUUUUCACGGGGUACUUCGCUGAUGUGGAAACUGGGUGCCAGGUCUAUCACAACUGUCUUCCAGAUGGUAGGAACUCAAGUUUCGUCUGUGCUAACGGCACUAUUUUUAACCAAAAGAACUUCGUCUGUGACUGGUGGUACGGAUUUGACUGCACUCAGGCACCCAGUCUCUACCAUCUCAACACGAUGCGUAACUCCUCCCGGCUUAGAUGGAGAGCGCCAUCUAACACAACUUUGGUCCUUGCAACGGCAAGAAAGAGCAGCAGGCGUGCAAAACCUCAGUACCUUCCUAGCGACACUGGAAACGCCCUGGACGGCACAAGGCCCUCUUCACCAGCCGCACCAGGGAGAAGGACGCCACUCAGGACACCACAGCGUCCUCCUCAGUCAUCCAGAAAGCUUGUCCUCAUCCCUAGACUAGUUCCAGCGGACAAGUUGCAGAACGUCUUGAAUACUCCGGGUCGGUUCUUCCAAUUUAAAAACGGCUCCGUGGGCAUCGAUGGUUCGAGGUUACUGAACCAGACCAAGGGUCCGCUUGCGCCUCUCAAACAGACCACCUCGAAAGAUUUGAAACCAGGAGCUCUGAUUCUGGACGUGAAUAACGCUACGAAGGGCGCGUCGCUACUCAACGGAAUAGGAAACAGAACUCUGGAAGAGUUGCUGAACAGUACAGAUACGACAGUCUUAAACCGUACACUUCCUUCAAAAUUGGCAGACGAACCAGUUCCACGUGUGGUUAGCCCAGCAGAGCUACAGAGAGCACAGAGCAUGCAAAUUGGUUCUUUCUUUCCUGUUAAAUCAUCUGUAACAGGUUCAAGGAUGGAAAGAUUGUGGAAAGAAAUGUCUCCGCAGCUUCUGUCAGUAGAGUUGAAGGGUUCCCUAAAGAAUGGUUCAAAGGCGGUCAACUCAAGUACAGGCAGCUCUGCGCCACGGGACAACAUGGCGCAGGCGUCCCUGGUGUCAGUUCGUCUUCAUAAGAUACAGGACACUAAAGACGAUCACGCCACAAGCGUCAUUGCCAAGCACAAGGAUACGCUCUCGGGAUACUGCUUGUGCCCCUGUGCAUAACUUGAAAGAUAUUUCAAACACAGCUUAUAGGAAUGGAGUUAUGCAUGGUUGACAUGGAGGCGGUCUCUCUGAAGAAUCCUCGGUGGCAAAGCGUGGGAAGAUAAAACAUUAUCGUCCGAAUUGUCUUAUUUCGUUGUAUCACCUUUAUUUUUUUUUUGUCACAAUCAUGUAUGGCGUGAUUAUGCGAUUGAAAAUUAAAUGUGCGUUU